Messenger RNA from Lotus japonicus, 945 nucleotides. Its product is annotated as agamous-like MADS-box protein AGL80. Gene Ontology annotation, biological process: positive regulation of transcription by RNA polymerase II. The coding region runs from base 35 to 772 and encodes 245 amino acids. The transcript has a single exon. Gene Ontology annotation, molecular function: DNA-binding transcription factor activity, RNA polymerase II-specific; RNA polymerase II cis-regulatory region sequence-specific DNA binding; protein dimerization activity. NCBI's taxonomy places the organism in Eukaryota, Viridiplantae, Streptophyta, Magnoliopsida, Fabales, Fabaceae. The record is from RefSeq and is a predicted model, not a curated record.
UUUCUUUUUUUCACUUUUUUUCCUGGCCAGCACCAUGACCAGGAGAAAGGUGAAACUUGCAUACAUAGUCAAUGACUCUGCAAGGAAGGCAACUUACAAGAAAAGGAAGAAAGGUUUGAUCAAGAAGGUGGAUGAACUAAGCACCCUUUGUGGAAUUGAAGCAUGUGCUAUAAUUUAUAGCUCCUUCGAACCUCAACCUGUGGUUUGGCCAUCCCCACCUGGGGUUCAAAAGGCGUUGGAAAGGUUGAAGACAAUGCCUGAAUUGGAGCAGAGCAAGAAGAUGGUGAACCAGGAGACUUUCACAAGACAGAUGAUCCUAAAGGCAAAAGACCAAGUGAUGAAACAGAGGAAGGAAAACAGGGAGAAAGAGAUGAACUUGCACAUGUAUAGGUGCAUCAAUGCAGGGAAGGUUCAACUCAACAUGAACAUGAAUGAUCGGAAUGAUCUUGCAUGGGUGAUUGAUCAAAAUUUGAAGGAGGUCGACCGAGCUUUGGAAAAAAUGAAUAAGACUGUGAUCCACCAGGGUCAAUCUUCAGUCUUAGUCGGUGAAAGUUCAAUCCAACCUCAAAUGGCACUAGCACCAGCACUUGCAGUUGCCAAAACUGAAGAAAUGACCAUGGUGAAUGAUGUCCAUGAGCUGGUCACGGAUAAUUCUGACGCCAUGCAGAGGCAAUGGUAUAUGAAUUUGAUCAAUGAUAAUUAUGGGAAUGAGACAGUGCCAUUAUUUGGAGAUGUUAAUCUCCAAAAUGGAUUAUUUUGGCCCCACCCAUAAUCUCGAGAAAAUUAUGAUGUGCCUCUUUGCAAGGCAUGCAUGAUCUCUCCCAAUCCAGUUUUAUGAUUUUUGUUUUUACUGUUUUUGCUGGGUAAAUGUGAAGACACAAUAUUAAGCCAUUAUGGCAUAGUAGUCUUCACAUUUUUAUUUCAUUUAUGCAAAUAAUACAUCAU